UUCUUUCCGUUGUUCAUCAACCAACCAAACCAUCAACUGUCGACACCACCACCACCACUGCUCGCUGUCUUCCUCAUCCACGUCCUCCACCUCCCCUUCGCUCCGUCGCCACACACUCACUCACACACACCACAGUUCCAGCCAUGGCUGAAAAGGCUCAGGCCGUGUAUGAGAAGCUGCGCGAGGCGUGGCGCGCACGCAAGCUCGACGAGUGUCAGAGUCUCCUCACACAAAUGAAGAUUGCGCUGACGGAGAUCUCGCUGUUCCCGUCUGAAGAUGAGGAGGUCAAGGUGAAGGAGCUCGUGCUUGCGCGUGACUCCCUGGAAAUUGGCGCCUUCUGGGCCAUUGAGAAGGAGGACGCCGCCACCUUUGAGCGCUACAUGAAGCAGCUCAAAGUGUACUACUUCGACUUUGCAUCCAAGAUGCCGGAGUCGUCGUUCAUGUACGAGCUCCUUGGCCUGGACCUCAUGCAUCUCCUCUCCCAGAACCGCAUCGCCGACUUUCACACGGCGCUUGAGCGGUUGGACACAACGCUCAUCCAAGAGAACACAUACAUCCGCCACCCCGUGGAGCUGGAGCAGUACUUGAUGGAGGGCUCGUACAACAAGGUGCACCUCGCACAGGAGAGCGCGCCGUCCCAGUCAUACAACCUCUUCCUCCACAAACUCAUGGGCACCAUCAGGCAUGAGAUUGCGUCGUGCUGCGAGUCUGCGUACGAUUCGCUGAAGCUGGAGGAGCUCAAGUCGCUCCUGUACACCCCGUCCGACGCAGAGAUUGACACCAUCAUCAAGGCGCACCCCGACUGGGACGUGCAGGGCGACACGGUGCACUUUCCACACAUGCAUGAGACGACAACGGGCCUGCAAACAAACACCAUCAUUGACCGCACGCUCACGUAUGCAAAGGAGCUGGAGACGAUUGUGUGAGCACACCCCCGAUUGCACACGCGCAACAAACACACAACAAGCGCGCCAUGUGCACCCUGUCGUUAAUGCUGUUGUGAUUGUGAUGUGGUGAUGUGACGGUCAGAGCUGUUGGUUUCAUUACAAAUGAUGACUGAAGGAAA
Messenger RNA from Salpingoeca rosetta, 1066 nucleotides. RefSeq lists its product as uncharacterized. Lineage: Eukaryota; Choanoflagellata; Craspedida; Salpingoecidae. The record is from RefSeq and is a predicted model, not a curated record. Gene Ontology annotation, biological process: proteasome-mediated ubiquitin-dependent protein catabolic process. Bases 144 to 926 code for a protein of 260 amino acids. The transcript has 8 exons. Gene Ontology annotation, cellular component: proteasome regulatory particle; nucleus; proteasome regulatory particle, lid subcomplex.